AUGUCACCAUUGAGAGAUAUUAAAGAAAUUAUAAGAGCAUUAAAUAAGCACAACAAUAGGAAAUUAACACCAAGGGAGGCCUUUGUCCAUAAUGGUCUAGAUAAAAAACAAUUCCAAUUUAAUGACAAAUUAUUAACUUUUGGAGGAUUUUUAACCUUCUUAAAAAACAAGAAUGUAGAAUUUCUUAACCUUUUUAAAAAAUCUUUAGAACAAGUCCAAAAUUGGGAAGCCGAUGGUUGGGUAUGGGAAUGCCCGCCAAUUACGCAAGAAACUUUAGAUAAUGAUUUUUCAUAUUCAGUCUACAAACCGCCACAGGAAAUGCUAGAAACAGUGGCUCCCGAAUCAGGAAUAUACGAGGAAUAUUACAACCGCGAACCUACUAAAUCCGUAGUAAGUUUUAAUUCUCUGAACAACAAUUUAUUAGUCGUCCCUAAGCCGACGGAAGUUGCGGAACAAAUGCUCGCUAAAUUAGAAGCAGAACCGAAAGUUCCUUAUUGUUUAUCCACCAGCGGUUUACAAGUGGCUUGA
Funneliformis geosporum is the source of this 528-nucleotide messenger RNA. Lineage: Eukaryota; Fungi; Glomeromycota; Glomeromycetes; Glomerales; Glomeraceae. The record is from the annotation of a GenBank genome assembly.